UGCUACUGAAAUCUAUAAAGUUUCACAAAUGCAUAGAUUAACAACUAUGCAUAAUUUUUCAGCUGUGAUAAAAGACUGGAUAGAACAACUUGAACUAUCAAUUGAUCAGUUCACUCAAAGAGGAAGUGGAUGGGUACUUGAGAAAGUAAAAGUACUCGAGAUACGAAUUGGUAAAUUGAAAGAGCAUAGUGGGGGUUGUAAAACCACUCGACUACCACUCAUACUUCAUCGGAAAAAAAGUUUACUAUCACCAAACUGCAAAAAAGAGUGCUUCAAAUGGUCUGUUCUCAUGGGACUUCAUCCACAAAAAAGACAUAAAGAAAAGCUUUAUCUCUACAAAAGAUAUGAAGGAUUGUAUAAUUUCAAAGACGUUGGCGAAAUGACUUCAAUUUCACAAAUUAAAAGAUUCGAAAGAAGAAAUAACAUUUCGAUAAAUAUUUAUACAUUAUCACUUGAUGAGAAAAAGAAAAUUGUGCCUCUCGUUAUAAAUGAAAAACGUAAAGAGAAACAUGUUAAUUUAUUUUUUUACAACGAUCACUACUAUUGCAUUACCAACUUUAAUGCACUUAUCAAAUCUAAUCGCUCAUGGGAACGAUUUUACUGCUAUUCGUGCUUAUCCGGCUUCAGAGAUGUGCAUUCAUUAAAAAAACACGAAGUCCCUUGUUACAACAAAGCACCACAACGUGUUAUUUUACCGGGAACAGCUAAAGUUCCAACAAAAUGCAAAUUUAAUAAAAUUGAAAAGACGAUAAGCUUUCCGUAUGUUGUUUACGCAGAUUUUGAAGCAUUGUUGGUAAAAUCUGACAAAGCUCUCACACGCAAUACAUUCGAGUACCAAAAACAUGAAGCAUGCUCAUUUGGGUUGGUUGCUGUUGAUUGGAGUGAUAAUAUUAUUUACAAAGAAUUUUACAGAGGUCAUGAUGCUUCGGAAAAAUUUAUUGAAACUUUAAUAGAGCUACGAGAGUUUCUUCAAACCCAUCUAGAUCUGAACAGAAAACCAGUUUCAAUGAAUAAUACUGAGAGAAUAGUUUAUGAAAGUGCAACCCAAUGUUAUGUUUGUCAUAAACUAUUGAAUGAUGAUAAAGUGCUAGAUCAUUGUCAUCUUACAGGGAAAUUUCGAGGAGCAGCGCAUAAUCAAUGUAAUCUUCAAAUGCGUUUACCUGAUAAAUUACCAAUAAUUUUUCACAAUUUAAAAGGAUACGAUGCACAUUUAAUAAUUAAAGGUCUCAAGACAGAUCUAAUUAAAAACAUCAGUGUGAUUCCACAAAAUACUGAAAAGUAUAUCGCAAUAAUCAUGGACAAUUUCCUGUUCUUAGAUAGCCUUGCUUUCUUACUUUCAAGUUUGGAUACACUUGCAAACAAUCUUCCAACUGAGGAAAAAACAAAGUUUUUGAAACAGGUAUUUUCCGAAGCUGAUUUACCAUACAUCCUUGCAAAAGGGGCCCUACCUUAUGAGUAUAUGGACUCAUGGGGAAAAUUCGAGGAAAGAAAAUUACCUCCAAUCAAUGCAUUUUUUUCAAGUUUGUCACAAAAAACUAUUGACCAACAAACCUAUGACAGAUUAAAUGGAAUAUGGAAUCAUUUUGAAUGCGAAAAUCUAGGUGAUUUUCAUGAUAUUUAUCUAAAAGUUGAUGUUUUACUACUCACAGCAAUUUUUCAAAACUUUCGUGCUACAAGUUUAAAACAAUUUGGGUUGGAUCCAUGUCAUUAUUUCUCAACACCUGGUUUAACAUGGGAUGCAGCUUUGAAGUUUACUGGAAUGAAAUUAGAUCUUUUAACCGACAUCGAUAUGAUUUUGAUGAUUGAAAAUGCAAUAAGAGGAGGAAUAUCAUGCGUGAUGUCAAGAUAUGCAAAAGCAAAUAAUGAAUUCACUGAGGAAUAUAAUUCAGAAGAGCCUACAUCAUUCAUUGCUUAUCUUGAUGUUAAUAAUCUUUAUGGUUAUGCACUGAGUGACAUUUUACCAUGUCGAAAUUUUGCAUGGGUUCCACAAAACGAGGUUGAUGGAGUGAUUGAUGAAAUUUUAAAUACUAAUCAGGAAAGAAAAACAGGAUAUAUUCUAGAAGUAGAUUUAGAUUAUCCUGAAUCAUUGCAUGAUGAACAUAAUGAUUAUCCACUUGCCCCUGAGAAAAUUAUUGUAGAUAAUGAUCAGUUAAGUAAUUUUCAAAAGGAAAUCGUCAGCAUGUUGGAAGAAAAUGGAGUGAAGCGCUAUAAAACCAAAAAACUUGUUCCGAAUUUAAUGAAUAAGAAAAAAUAUGUCCUUCACGAACGUAAUUUAAAAUUCUACAUUGAGAAAGGGUUGAUUCUUAAAAAAGUACACCGGAUCAUCAAAUUCGAACAAGAGCCUUGGUUGCGUUCUUAUAUUCAAAUGUGUACUGAAAAUAGAAAAAGGGCUACAUCAUCAUUCGAAAAAGAUUUCUGGAAGCUAAUGGUGAAUUCUUUAUAUGGAAAAAGUAUUGAAGAUAAAAGAAAGCAUAGUAAAGUCAAAGUUGCUACAAAUGGUAGACAAGCUCUACAACAAAUAAGGAAACCAAUGUUUGAACAAUUUUACAUACUGGACAAUGAUAUAGCAAUAAUCAAAUUGAAAAAGUUUGAAGUUAUCCUCGAUAAACCCAUUUAUUUAGGUUUCACUGUCUUGGAAUUAUCAAAGUUACAUAUGUAUAAAUUACAUUAUGAUCAUUUCAAACCUAAAUAUGAAUCAAAAUUAUCUCUCACCUACACUGAUACAGAUAGCUUCAUCUACAAAAUAGAAACAGACGACUUAUUCAAAGAUUUAGAAGAUUUCGAUUAUUUGAUGGAUUUUUCUGACUAUCCACAAAAUCACUUCUUACACACGACUAAUAAUAAGAAGAAACUUGGAUACCUUAAAGAUGAAAUGAAUGGCCAAAUCAUUGAUGAAGUAGUCGCUAUAAAGUCUAAACUUUAUGCUAUCAAGUAUGGUGCAAAUAAAAAAUUAACAGCUAAAGGCGUUCAAAAGGCAGUCGUUAAAAGUAGUAUUUCAAUUGAAAAUUACAAGGAUUGUCUGUUUUCAAAUGCUUUAUUGAAACACGACAACUUUAGAUUGCAGAGUAAACAACACUGCAUUUCUUCUGUGAGAAUAAAUAAAUUAUCUUUCUCACCGCUCGAUGAUAAAAGAUACAUUUUAGAUGAUGCAGUCAGCACUUUAGCUUUCGGUCACUAUCGAAUCAAUACAACUCUUGAUUAAAGAUGACAAAAUACAACAUCAAAGUUAGACUGGCACAGAUCAGUGCCAAAAAAGCAGGCAGAC
Messenger RNA from Tetranychus urticae (two-spotted spider mite), 3265 nucleotides. NCBI's taxonomy places the organism in Eukaryota, Metazoa, Arthropoda, Arachnida, Trombidiformes, Tetranychidae. The record is from RefSeq and is a predicted model, not a curated record.